UCUCUUCCUCUCAUCAAUGCAUUUUCUCACUUCCAUCGCGUGCCCUCGUCGGCUCUAGACUCUCCGAUCACUUCUCCGGCGAACUCCUUCUCUCUCUCCGGCGACAUCUUCGUUCUACUGGUGAUGACUAAGUUUUAUUGGAUUUUAUUCUUGUCAUAAUUCCUUGAACGGGGUCUAUCGGAAACGUCUGCUCUACCUUCAUAGCAGAGGUAAGGUGUUUGAAAUUUGUGAAGGGUUGCAUUCUGUUGAAUUGUGAAGAUAUUGAAAUUACAAUGAAUCAGCGUACCACAAUCGAUUUAGACCAGGGAUGGCAAUUCAUGCAAAGGGGCAUUACAAAGCUGAAAAACAUUCUAGAAGGGCUGCCAGAGCCACAAUUUAGCUCAGAGGACUAUAUGAUGCUGUACACGACAAUUUACAAUAUGUGUACUCAGAAGCCUCCACAUGAUUACUCUCAACAGCUAUAUGACAAAUAUCGUGAAUCUUUUGAAGAAUAUAUCACAGCAACGGUAUUGCCUUCUCUGAGAGAAAAACAUGACGAGUUCAUGUUGCGAGAGCUAGUAAAAAGGUGGUCGAACCAUAAGGUUAUGGUCAGAUGGUUAUCACGUUUCUUCCAUUAUCUUGACCGCUAUUUCAUUGCCCGGAGAUCUCUGCCAGGGCUUAAUGAAGUUGGACUAACUUGCUUCCGCGAUCUGGUCUACCAAGAGUUGAAUGGCAAAGUCAGGGAUGCUGUCAUAUCUCUGAUUGAUCAAGAGCGUGAGGGAGAGCAAAUUGAUAGAGCUCUACUGAAGAAUGUGCUAGACAUAUUUGUUGAAAUUGGAAUGGGCCAAAUGGAUUAUUAUGAGAACGAUUUUGAAGCUGCAAUGCUCAAGGACACGGCGGCUUAUUAUUCUCGCAAAGCUUCUAACUGGAUCCUUGAAGAUUCAUGUCCAGAUUAUAUGCUGAAAGCCGAGGAGUGCCUGAAACGGGAGAAGGAUAGGGUCUCUCAUUAUCUCCAUUCAAGUAGUGAGACAAAGUUGCUAGAGAAAGUACAACAUGAGUUGUUGUCUGUGUAUGCCACUCAACUUCUUGAGAAGGAGCACUCUGGAUGCCAUGCAUUACUAAGAGAUGAUAAGGUCGAAGAUUUAUCAAGGAUGUAUAGGCUCUUUUCUAAGAUUCCUCGAGGCUUAGACCCUGUGGCUAGUAUAUUUAAGCAGCAUGUUACCGCUGAAGGUACAGCUUUGGUAAAACAGGCUGAAGAUGCUGCUAGCAACAAAAAGGCAGAGAAGAGAGAUGUGGUUGGUUUGCAGGAACAGUUUCAGGUUUUUGUUCGGAAAGUGAUUGAGCUUCAUGAUAAAUAUUUGGCAUAUGUGAAUAACUGUUUCCAAAACCACACACUUUUUCACAAGGCACUUAAAGAAGCUUUUGAAGUCUUCUGCAACAAGGGUGUUGCUGGUAGCUCAAGUGCUGAACUUCUUGCCACAUUCUGCGACAACAUUCUCAAAAAAGGUGGGAGUGAGAAAUUGAGUGAUGAAGCCAUUGAAGAGACGCUGGAGAAGGUUGUAAAGCUGCUAGCAUAUAUUAGUGAUAAGGACUUGUUUGCAGAAUUCUAUAGGAAAAAGCUAGCCCGGCGGUUGUUAUUUGAUAAGAGUGCCAAUGAUGAACAUGAGAGAAGUAUCCUGACAAAGUUGAAGCAGCAGUGUGGGGGCCAGUUCACAUCAAAGAUGGAAGGAAUGGUCACUGAUUUGACAUUGGCAAGAGAAAAUCAAGCUAGCUUUGAGGAGUAUUUGAGCAACAAUCCAGCAGCCAAUCCUGGAAUUGACUUGACGGUGACUGUCUUGACUACUGGCUUCUGGCCCAGCUACAAGUCUUUUGAUCUCAACCUCCCAGCAGAGAUGGUUAGGUGCGUUGAAGUAUUCAAGGAGUUCUAUCAAACAAAAACGAAGCACAGGAAACUGACGUGGAUAUACUCUUUGGGCACUUGCAACAUAAAUGGAAAAUUUGAGCCAAAGACUAUUGAGCUCGUUGUCACUACUUAUCAGGCUUCUGCUCUGUUGCUAUUUAAUGCAUCAGAUAGAUUGAGUUAUCAGGAAAUCAUGACGCAACUAAACCUAUCAGAUGAUGAUGUUGUUCGGCUUCUUCAUUCUCUUUCAUGUGCGAAAUAUAAGAUUCUAUUCAAGGAGCCAAGCACCAAAACGAUUUCUCCAACUGAUGUCUUUGAGUUCAACUCAAGGUUCGCUGACAAAAUGAGGAGGAUCAAGAUACCUCUCCCGCCUGUGGAUGAGAAGAAAAAGGUAAUUGAAGAUGUUGACAAGGAUAGGCGGUAUGCUAUAGAUGCUUCAAUUGUGCGUAUUAUGAAGAGUCGUAAAGUAUUGGGCUACCAGCAACUAGUCAUGGAGUGUGUUGAGCAGUUGGGACGCAUGUUCAAGCCUGACGUCAAAGCUAUCAAGAAGAGAAUUGAAGAUUUGAUAACUAGAGAUUACCUAGAGAGAGACAAAGAUAACCCGAACUUGUUCAAAUACUUGGCAUGAUUUGCACAGAUCAUAGUGAAAUGAGUGAUGUUUGUAUGCACUUCUGCAGUCGACAUGGGAGGAGAAACAUCCCGUCCAAGUUGAAGUCGAACUUCUGUAAAUCCUGCCUCCCUGGACAUUUGAUUGCGUUGCAUCAGGAGCUUGAAACUUUUUGUACAAUAUGGCUAAGAUCGCAGCAAGAGGUAAAGAUCACCUCAGAUACUUGAGAUGAGAUUGCCUAGCUUCUUCCAAUCUUUUAUGGCCCUUUUGCUUGCUCUAUUCUGUGUUUUCUAUGCAUCUUGAGUUUGAGUAAAUGUAAUAUUCCAGCGAACGACUUCCCCUCCUUGGAUUCAGCACAAUGGUAAUUUCUUUUUAGAUCAUGCUCUGCGGUUUCUUUCUCUGUUUCUUUGUAGAUUGUGACUUGACCUUAGUCCUUAUGGAGCUUUCGUUUCAACCUUGUGCAA
Molecule: messenger RNA, 2950 nt
Organism: Nicotiana tabacum (common tobacco)
Lineage: Eukaryota; Viridiplantae; Streptophyta; Magnoliopsida; Solanales; Solanaceae
Product: cullin-1
Biological process (GO): ubiquitin-dependent protein catabolic process
Cellular component (GO): cullin-RING ubiquitin ligase complex
Molecular function (GO): ubiquitin protein ligase binding
Source: RefSeq, a predicted model, not a curated record